Molecule: messenger RNA, 6562 nt
Organism: Pantherophis guttatus
Lineage: Eukaryota; Metazoa; Chordata; Lepidosauria; Squamata; Colubridae
Product: bifunctional heparan sulfate N-deacetylase/N-sulfotransferase 3
Cellular component (GO): Golgi apparatus
Molecular function (GO): hydrolase activity; heparan sulfate N-sulfotransferase activity; deacetylase activity
Source: RefSeq, a predicted model, not a curated record
CUGCCCGCCCUUCUUUUCCUCUCCUGCGCCCGCCCGCCCAAUUUUUCCCAGGGAAGGAAAGCAGAGCGAAGGGAGCAGCUGCCGCCUCGUCCUCCAGUCCUUUCUGGCUCCGGUGGUGCUGAGUGAGGAGGGUGCCGCCGGCUGCCUCUCUCUCUCCCCCGCUGGGGAACGGGGAGCCCCGGGCGGAGAGGAGCCACAGAAGGUCGCCGCCCAGAGGAGGCGCCCCCAAUGGCUUCGGUGCGCCCCGGCAGAAUAUAUUGACUCUGAAUUGUACUGAAGACAGAGAUACACAGGCUGCAAUGGUGACAUAAACUGCUAAAAUUGAACUGGAAUAAAUUCUGAAACUCAAUGCAGUCAAAACGGGAAAGCAUCUUGGCUUGACUUACAACAUGACUUUUAUUGUGAAACUUCAUAGACAUUUUCAACGAACAGUAAUAUUACUAGCUACGUUUUGUAUGGUGAGCAUUGUUAUUUCAGCAUAUUAUUUAUACAAUGGCUACAAGCAAGAAAAUGAAGCUUCUGAACUUUCUUCGGAGGUUGAAUGUGGAGAUCUUCCAGUGCUGCUAUCUCCAUGGAAGAAAAUUAAGACCAGGGAACCACUAAGGACUGACCCUGUCGUGCUUGUAUUUGUGGAAAGUCAGUACUCUGUACUUGGUCAAGAUAUAGUCAUGAUAUUAGAAUCCAGCAGGUUCCAAUAUCACAUAGAGAUUGCUUCUGGGAAAGGUGACCUUCCUGUACUGAUAGAUAAAAAUAAAGGCAAGUAUCUUCUAAUAAUAUAUGAAAAUAUUUCUAAAUAUGUGAAUAUGGAUUCCUGGAAUCGGGGCCUUCUAGAUAAAUACUGUGGGGAAUUCAGUGUAGGGAUGAUUGGGUUUCAAAAAAGCAAUGAUAAUACUUUGCAGACUUUUAAGUUAAAAGGUGUUCCUUUCCAGAUUCAUGGCAAUGUAGGUAUAAAAGACUGUUGCAUCAAUCCUCAUUCUUCUUUGCUCCAUCUAACAAAACCAUCCAAGCUUGAUAAAGGGCCUUUGCCUGGAAGUGACUGGACAGUUUUCCAUAUAAAUCAUUCAGCUUACCAACCUGUUGUAUUUGCAAAAGUAAGAGUACCUGAAAACCUUCCUCCGGCUGCUAUUAAAAAUGUUCUACACGCAACAGUUAUUCAUGACUUGGGUCUUCAUGAUGGAAUUCAGCGUGUUCUUUUUGGUAACAAUUUGAACUUCUGGCUGCACAAACUCAUCUUUAUAGAUGCUGUCUCAUUUUUGACUGGAAAGAGACUUCCGUUGUCCCUGGAUAGAUACAUACUUGUAGAUAUUGAUGACAUCUUUGUUGGAAAAGAGGAAACAAGAAUGAAAGCCACUGAUGUUCAGGCUCUGCUGGAUACUCAGAACCUUUUGAGAGCUCAAAUUACAAAUUUUACUUUCAAUCUGGGAUUUUCAGGGAAAUUUUACCACACAGGCACUGUAGAAGAAGAUGAAGGAGAUGACCUGUUACUGGGGUCUGUUGAUGAAUUCUGGUGGUUUCCUCAUAUGUGGAGUCACAUGCAACCACAUCUGUUCCAUAAUGAAUCUUCACUAGUGGAGCAAAUGAUUCUCAACAAAAAAUUUGCCUUAGAACAUGGCAUCCCAACUGAUAUGGGAUAUGCUGUGGCUCCACACCAUUCCGGCGUCUAUCCUGUUCAUGUUCAACUUUAUGAUGCCUGGAAAAAAGUUUGGAAUAUCAAAAUCACCAGUACAGAAGAAUAUCCACAUUUAAAACCUGCACGGUACAGAAGAGGUUUCAUUCACAAAAACAUCAUGGUUCUUCCUCGACAAACUUGUGGCCUUUUUACUCAUACAAUUUUCUACAAAGAAUAUCCUGGUGGUCCAAAAGAACUAAACAAAAGUAUACAAGGCGGGGAAUUAUUUUUCACAGUAGUUCUCAAUCCAAUCAGUAUUUUUAUGACUCACCUGUCUAAUUAUGGCAAUGACCGGUUGGGUUUAUACACCUUUGUCAAUCUGGCCAAUUUUGUUCAAAGUUGGACUAACCUGAAGCUGCAGACUCUACCUCCACUUCAGCUGGCUCACAAAUACUUUGAACUAUUUCCAGAACAAAAGGAUCCACUAUGGCAGAAUCCUUGUGAUGACAAACGACACAGAGAUAUCUGGUCUAAAGAAAAAACUUGUGAUCGUUUACCAAAAUUCCUGGUUAUUGGACCACAAAAAACUGGCACAACGGCUUUAUAUUUGUUCCUGAUUAUGCAUCCUUCCAUCAUUAGUAACUCCCCCAGCCCCAAAACCUUUGAGGAGGUACAGUUCUUUAAUAGAAAUAACUACCACAGGGGGAUUGAUUGGUAUAUGGAAUUUUUUCCUACACCAUCCAAUGUAACCACUGAUUUUCUCUUUGAGAAGAGUGCCAAUUAUUUUCAUUCUGAAGACGCUCCUAAACGAGUUGCUUCAUUAAUUCCUAAGGCAAAAAUCAUAACUAUUCUCAUUGAUCCAUCAGAUCGAGCAUAUUCCUGGUAUCAGCACCAAAGAUUUCACAAAGACCCAGCUGCUCUAAAAUUUACAUUUUAUCAAGUGAUCACUGCAGGACACCAUGCUUCAUCAGAACUUAAGAUGUUGCAGAAGAAAUGUCUGAUACCUGGAUGGUAUGCCAUUCAUCUGGAAAGAUGGUUAACAUAUUUCCCACCUUAUCAGUUACUAAUUAUCGAUGGACAGCAGUUGAGAAAUGACCCAGCUAUAGUAAUGGAAGAAGUGCAGAAGUUUCUGGGAGUUACUCCUCAUUAUAAUUAUUCAGAAGCUCUAACGUUUGACUCACACAAAGGUUUUUGGUGUCAACUUCUGGAAGAAGGAAAAACAAAAUGUCUUGGAAAGAGCAAAGGGAGAAAAUACCCUCCAAUGGACUCUGAGUGCAGGGUUUUUCUGUCAAGCUACUACAGAGAUCACAAUGUGGAACUAUCAAAACUUCUACACAAAUUGGGACAACCGUUGCCAUCGUGGCUGAGACAGGAGUUGCAAAAAGUGAGAUAGCACAAGGACUCUUCUUGACUUAAAAUACAAACAAACUUAAGUUUCCAGGAAACUAUCGGAACUAAGGCUCUUCAACUUGAAAGAAAGGAUUGAGAUUUGUGUGAUAUAUUGUCAACUGGAUUCUAAAAAAUUGUAUGCGUUUAUCUCUGACAGUACACGGGUUUCAUAACAAUGUAAAGAUAGAUGGAGGUAGCUCAAAGCUUAAUCUAUCAUGGCCUUCAGCUCUGUCAGAAAUAUGAAAAUGCAUCAUGUAACUCCUAUUCAAUGCAAUGGUAAGUGGAUUGUGUUUAGAGACCACUCUGUGGCAUCAAAUGUCAAAUGUUUGGGUUAAAACUUCAAGAAGAAGAUCUAUAUAAUGUUCCAAAACCAGAACAAAUAUUUACAAUUUUAUAUAGUUUAUUCCUAUCACUUUAAUAAUAUCGUGUGUGUCUCUCUCAUGCUGAUUUUGUAAAUUACCUCCUCUGCUCAGUUUUCAAAUAAUUGAAUUACACUGGUGACUUUUUUUUAAAGGUAACAAAAAUGUAGCACAAAAUGCCAAGCCUACUCCCACUUCACAGUUCUGGUUUAGAAACAUAGAACUGGAUUUUAAUUCAGUGAAUGUGGAGUAAGAAUAUAUAUUAUUUUAAAAAGUAAGGAUUCUUCCCAAUUGGCCUAAAUUCUGGGAAUAGCAUCAGCACAAUAUAGAAGCAGUUUGCCAUUGCCUUCUUCCGGAACUGUUUUAUGAAUCCUCAGUUUAAGUGACACUGCUUAAUUAUUGAGAUCAGCCAAUGAGCAAUAUUAGCAAGUAAGAAUUACCAUUACUGGAAUAUGCAUAUAUUAGAAUUCAUUUUAUCUGUUCAUUCUGUCAUCAGAAUUGGGAGUUUUCAUAAAUGUGAAGAUUUCUAGAAGAGAUGGACAGGUGCCUUAACUCAGCUGCUAUGCUAUAUCAGGGGAAAAACUAUACAGUAUAUCCAUCUAGAUAUGGAUCCGGAAAAAUGCUAGAUACAGACAGGAGUGUUCCUAGGCCUGCUGUCUCAUUCCAUUGUCCUUUGGGAGAUUUGAGGCUUCAGCAAUUGGAGGAACAAUACUGUUUUGUAAUAUAAAUGAUUUACCUAUUAAAACCAAGAGCUUAUAGGAUGCUAACAUGCUCACAGUUCCCUCAUGUGUCACCAGCUUUUACACAGCUGUUUAUGCACAGAGAUUCCCACAGUCCUGACUGACAGCAAGAAAACAGAAUAUGUUCUCAAACCACUGUCAACAGAGCGUUGAGGAAAUCAUGGUUCCAUUAGAAGCACUGAGACAUUUAAAACCACAAUAAAAUUAUAUUGAUUUAAGUAUGCAGUUGCUUCUACACACUCUUUCUCGCUUGUAUCCCACCCAGGGGUGGUAUCCACUUACCUUCGUUACCGCUUGCAUGUGCCACCUCUGCACAUGCGCAGGGCCUUCCGCGCUUGCGCAGAGCGUCAAAAAGGGGAUGUGAUGAUAUCCGGGCAGGUGGGCGGAGCCUCCACAGCCGCCGCUACUGGUUCUCCCAAAUUGGAUAGAACCGGCUGAAUACCACCACUGAUCCCACCACCUCUACUUCCCUAAAUACUAUUCAACUUGGUAGGUUGAUAAACAGUCGUUGGAAAAAUAGAGGCUGCAAUGUUUUCAUACAGAACCAGUCAAAAGCUGGUGGGCCUCAGAAUUCCUUUAUCCUCCACAAAGUUUCACCGAUUCAUAAAUUUGGCAGCUGUGGAUGGGAUUAAGGUUUCCAGAUGGAAUUAAGGCUUUCUGGUUUUUUCCCACACGGACACACAGAUAAUAUUAUAUAUGCUAAAAAUGGAUGCGCUAAGCUAGGCAUUAAUCAGGUAAUCAUCCAAGCAGGCCUUUGAUUGUGAAAUAUCAUACAACUCCCAAACUCCAACCUCUGCCAUAUCUAGACACUAAGAAAAUAUUUAGAUCACAAUUUAAAAGAAAAAUCUCAAGAGAAAGAAGAUAAAAACCGAACUCGUUUAUGCCUGGGGAAAGUAUUGGACAUAACCCACCCUAUUAUUGAUGCUUAAUUGAUGCUCUUCAAGCAAAUAAAAGCUAAUAAAGCAAAUAAAAUAUAUUUAAACAAUUAAUGUGCUGCUGUUGCCUUUGAAAGCAAUAUGCACAGUUUUAAAGAUGUGACAAAAUGUUGGCUUGAGUUAGUAGUGAUGAUCAAUGUUUUAGAAGACUACGAAGAGUAAAUCUAAAUACUAUUAUAAGCCAAUUUUACCUUAACUACCAACUGUCCCAUGAUGCCUCAUAUCCAAAAAAUAUGUUCAGUAUUGGUUGAAUGUAAGCUAAAAUAUAUACUUGGAAUAAAAACAUUGCUGUGUUCUAUUGAAAUCCAUAUGGUUAAUUAAAUAUCCAAAACGUUGCCCAGCCAAAGGUAACAUUCUCUUAGUUUAAAUAUUCUUUAAAAAGACUUCAAAUUGGUGUAAAUUGAAAGACAUUCCAUACUUUAGGGGAAAAAACUCUUUAAUAAAAAUUAUUUAAAAAUAAAAAACCUUUACGGAGUAGGAAGCUCCUUUAGCUUUAGUCCAAUUUCAAUCAAUUAUUGGAAGUCAGCACUUUAAUACAAUGUACAAGUUUUUCUACUGUACCUCUCUCAUUACCUUUUGUGAACAAAUGUAAAAUUGUUCUUGGACAUGUAUGCACUCUCCUGUUCAUUUGUGAAAAGAUUUUUUUGCUGAAGAGUGAUUCACUUCGUCCUUUAUAGAGGUGCAGUCAUUUCUGCACAAUAUGGUAGAAGUGCAGAGAACUUUUAUGUGUUUUUUUUUUCCUUUUGUGGUAUCUGAAUAAUGGGAUCUCAUUAGCUGAAUGUCUGCAUAAAGCAGAGAAUAUAUCAAAAACAGUGUUUCUUUCAACCGACCCCUUCCAGAUAUGAGCUAAGAAAUUUUGGGUCUUUAAUUUAAUACAUCUAGAAGUAUGGGGAAAGACUACCCUAAAAUAUUAAGUUUCUAAAGAAUUACUCUGUAAUAUGCAGUGGUUCUGUGACAGAGGUUUCUGAGUAAACACUGCAAUGUAAGCCAGUAUUCUGUAAAUUUGGUCUUAAAGCAUUCAAAAAAAUCACAUAAGCAUCUAAUAUCUUGCUUAAGUGAGACUUCAUGCCAAUGUAUGCAUAUGUGCCUGUAUGUGUAUACCUAUAAAAGCAGAGACAUACAUAUAUUUCACAGAUCCUUCACAGGAAUUUACAGAAUAAAACUGAUGUGACUUGAGUUGGCUGUAAGAAACAGGUGAAAAUAAAACUCAAUUUUAAAACUAUCUGAAGGACAGUUAAAGGGGGAGUCAGGUGACAGAAAUAGAAACACAGAUAUUAAUCACAUAUUCCAAGAAAAUUGUGUAUGUUUCUAUUGCAAUAUUUGCCCAAUUCUGCACAUGAGAAAACUAUUAUUAAUAUAUUGUACAGAUUAUACUUUAUUAUUGCUAAAAUGUGAAGCUUCCUCAGGAAGAAUUUAAAAAAAAAGAUAUUUCAGUGUUGAUAGAUGUAAUAUUCUUCUCAUUCACAUUGAAUGAAAAUCUAUGGAAAUGUAUUUCUCAAAAUUUUUAAAAUAAAAUAAAACUGGACAUUA